UAUUCUUCUGUUCAGAUCUCUUAGUCUUUCUCUUCCCCCACAUAAUUCAGCCACUCGCUCUUCCUUCUUCAUGGCUAUGUGUGUUCUUAUUUAUAAAAUUAUGGAAGAAGACACAAGACCUUACCAACCGUUAACUGACAUCCGCUGCCUAACAGAACAUUCUUUAUGAUUUAUUAUUUACAAUUAAGGCAGUUUGUGGGGGAAAAAAUUAAACGAAAGUUACAAACUUUCUCUCUUUGGCCAACUUUCUUUUCAUACAUACAUACAUAUAUAUAGAUAUAUAUGUAUAUAGGUAUGUAUGUCACAUACGUAUACACUUCUUAUUUAGCCUAUUCUCUUUUCAUCUAUAUAUACACAUACUUUAUUUAGCUGUUUGUCUUUACAUAUAUGUGUGUAUAUAGUGCGCUCUGGCGCAUCUCUCUCUCUCUCUCUCUCUCUCUCUCUCUCUCUCUUUCGCUUAUUUUAAUUGUUAAUUUUUUUCUUGUAUGAGCUUUAGAAGUGUACUAAUUACUAAAAUUAACUUUAAUUAACCUCAACCACCCACCUCAUCUGCUCCAAAUAGCAGAAAACCAAGAACACCGCCACUAAUCAUCACCAUCAUUACAAGAGAUGGAAGUAUAAAACUUUUUUUUCAAAGUUCUGACAGCGAAACAAAAACUACGAAAUAUUAAAAUAAUUUUAAAACAAAAUGGGAUAUCUGGAUGAAAAAUGGAAUAUUCCUUAAGUGAAGUGUAUAUACAUAUGUAUACAUCUUUUCCUGGAGUUUUACAGUUCAAAAGUGUGUUAAAAUGAUGUACUGAAAAAAGUUUCCACAUACCAAAUCCACUCACAAGACUGUGGUCGGCCCAAGACUAUUGUAGAAAACACUUGCCAAGGUACCAAGCAGUGAGACUGAACCUGGAACCGUGUGGUUUAGAAAAUGUGUCCCUGAACGACCAGGUCAUUGAAUCCAUUAAAAGUAGACCACUGAGGUGUUGGUGGUCAAUGAGGUCUUUGACACAAGUUGUGACUUGAAAAAAAAAAAAAAAUCAAACAAACGAAUAACCCUUGCAGAACAUCCAAUCCACGCCCACCACCAGAGACAAUGAAUGUUAACUGCGAGGAGACACCAUUUGUUUAUGUUAACCAAGAUGACAUUAUCCACUUGACACAAGAAGUGAAGAAUUUCUCUGAUGCUUUGGCAAAGUUAAAGUGUGUCUUCACUGAUGGAACUGUUUGUGGUGAUGAGAUCAAAGUCGCUGCCCAUGAACAACUUGGGGAGGUUCUGUUUACACUACGGCAGGUACUAGAGAAGUAUUUUGCCCUUCAGUCAGAAGAUCUUUUUGAAACAGCUGGUAACCUCAUCAAUAAAAUAAAAAAUUACAAUUAUGAAAGCAGCAUUAGUUCUGGUGGCACUCAGAGUUUCUGUGACUGCAUUGAUAAACUGGCAUUGGCUUUUAGCAGCAGUGUAUCGGAGUAUCUGAUGGGAGACAGUGAACCCCUUUACACAGCUGAUAUUGCAAAAUCAAAGUCUUACGAGGUCAUUGCCAGUACUGUCAAUGUUCACACUCCAAUGGAUGAAACCAAGACAAUAAGUGUCAUGGGACCUGAUGAGGUGAAUGAAAUUUUACGGCAACACGACAGUGGCAUGGACGUAGCUUUACAGAGAGCCAAAGUUUGGUCAAAGUACCUCAAAGACAUAAUUUAUUACAUCGAUAAGAAGGCACAGUUGGAAACGGAUUUCUCCAAGAAUCUCAUACGUCUCGCUCAGACAACCAAAUCGACAAUUGUUGAAGAUGCGCUCCUACCUUUACAAUCAGUUUAUUGCCUGCUCUUAAAUAUGGACUCGGAUUAUGCUGCCUCUUGCCAGAAAACUCAAGCACAAUUACAGACAGACAAGUUCAUUCGGCCACUUGCUACACGACGAGCUGAACAUGAUAAAAUAAGGAAAUCAAUUAAAGAGUCUUGGAACCGAGAAGUGAAGAAAAUGCAAGAAUCCAUCUCAAACUUACGCAAAGCUCAGUCAUUGUUCUACAAAAGCAAACAAGAAAACGAAAAGGCUCGGGAAAUGGCAAAUAAAGCAGAGACCGAGAUGAACAUCCAAGGCAGCAGCAGCACAAUUUCCACCAAAGUGGACAAGCGCAAGAAAAUAGUGGAAGACACAAUGAAUCGGGUUGUGAAGCGAUGGCGCCUUGACUGCCAUUGCUGUUCGUGUGCCUUACAUUUGCAUCGCAUUUUCAAGCACAUUCCUCCAUCUCAAACUUGUACAAACCAGUUAGAACUGGGCAUUGAAAAUGACCCUGACCAGUUCUUGCCGGUGUUGUUGGCUUGCGAAACUGAGAUUUCCUACAGGGCACAUGUUGAUGAAACUAAUGCCAAAAACAAGGAGUUGGACAAAAUAAAGGGUGAUCUUCUAUCAAAAGUCUAUGAACAGAUUUUACUUUGUGAUGAAACAAUAAAAAAUGUAACUGUUGAAUAUUUUGAUUUAUUACACAAUAUGACCGCAAGUGUACCUCUUCAGUUCAAGAGACUCUCUGAAAGCAGUAAGCAAUACACACCAGCCAGUAAAUAUGCGGAAUUUGUGCGUAGAUUGCCAAGCAAUGGUACCCACCAAACAGAAGAAGAGCUGUUUGUAUUCAAACCUUACAUCCCUACCACAAAAUCAUCUGAUGAUAAGAAGACUUAUCUGACCAACAGCCCGUCAUAUUCAUCAGAAGCCCCAUCACAGGAAGGGUCACCAUCGUGUUAUGAUAUUUCUGAUGGAACUCACGGCAAUAGUGGAUCUCGAGGGGUCAAUAUGAAGGACUGGUCUUCAGGAGAUCUUGCUAGUGACUCAGAUAGUUCUCCCUCUGCAGAAUCUUCCCCUCCUGUCAGUCCUCGAGGUCCUAUCGCAUUGCAGACUUCCAAUGUUAAUUCCUUGGAAGACUUGGUACAUGGAGAUGGUGAAGAUUCAGAAUAUAGUCAAACAAAAUCUCAGAAAGUGUCAGACUCUACAUCUAGUAUUAAAUCAACUUUUUUUGGUAAACAUUGUCACACAUUUGGCAUUAAGUUAGAAGACCAUUUGAAGACAUUCAACACUGAUGUUCCCCUUAUUAUCAAAAAAUGUCUCGGUGAAAUUGAAAGAAAAGGGAUCACAAUCAAGGGUAUCUAUCGUGUAUCCGGGGUGAAAUCCAAAGUAGAAAAUUUAUGCAUGCAAUUCGAGGCUGAUCCGGAUGGUGUGGAUCUCGAACAACAACACCCCAAUGUUAUCACUAGUGUCCUUAAGAUGUACCUCAGACAGCUUCCGGAACCUUUACUUACAUUUGAUGCCUAUGGAGGGUUCAUCCAAACUGCCAAAGAAAUUAAUGCAGGUACAAUAUCAGGUGAGAAGAUAAUUGAGAAAUUAAAAGAAUUGAUUGGACAACUUCCACCAGCAAACAGCAAAACUACUUCACUUUUAAUUUCUCACCUUCAGCAAGUAUCCACAGAAUCUGAUGAGAACCAAAUGAAUGCCAGUAAUUUAGGGAUUGUCUUUGGCCCCACCUUACUCCGCCCUUAUGAAGGAACACCUCUGUCAUCUCUGGUCGAUACUUACUACCAAACCAUGUCUGUGGAACUUCUCAUUAAACACGCAGAUGAACUUUUUGGAGAGAAAACAGAAACUGUGAUAAUUCCAUCUCAAGAAAGUACCACAGCUAAAGAAAAACAUGAAAGAGUUCCCUCAACAAAAUCUUCAAAAAAAUCUGGUGGCUCUCAAGAAGAAUCUCCAACACUGGAACAACUGGCGUCAGAGUCAUUCGCUGUGAGCUCUGCUUUGCCUGUAUCUGUUGCUGACAAUGCCUCUACCACCACCACCACUAUUAUUACUACUAGUACUACCACCACUACCACCACUACCAUCAACAAUACCAUCACCACUACUACCACCACCACCUCUACAUCUCCUUUGGCCCAAACUACUACUAUUACUACCACUACCUCACACGAUCCCAUUUCAUCUGCUGCCAUAACGAUGCCUUCAACAGCUGCCAGUAAGACCAAUGUCGAUAGAAUUGAUGGGAAAUUUCAUUUUCCACUUCAGCUGGAAAUACAAGGAGAAAAACUGGAAAAACAACAGCAGCUGCCAGUGCAGCAAGAACGACAACUACAGCAGCAGCAGCAUCAACGUCUCAGACUGCAGCAGCAACAACUACGACAAAAACAAUAUCUGCCACUACAUCACCAUGAAGUUCAUUUAACAGAACCCAAAAGUUUCCAUUUAUCCCCCACAAAUAAACAGAAACCUUAUCAUGAAUCUCCAAAUUUUGACGUCGGAAAGAAAAAUGACCACCGGAAGUUGACAGAAACUCGAUCACUUCCUUUCUUGUUGAGGAGUGAACAAAAAGCAUUGGAUCAGAGAGCUAUUCCGACAUCACAAAAAACUGAUGCUAAAAUCCAUUAUUAUCCAUCUAACCAUUCAGAUGAAGGAGUCCGGCUGACAGCUGCCAGAAGCCUGGACACUGUCACCUCAUUUAACCCAGCUACCACGUCUAAACCUGGCAAGCCGGCAUCGGAGCACAUUGAAGUGCCACUGUCGGCGUUGCGCCACAUCAAGUCACCACCUGUUGUCACGGCAAAAGUGUGCGUGAAGACAACGGCUCUGAAGCCAAACCAGCCACGACACCGAGAAGAAAUUCUUGACCUGUUGCCUGGCAUUUCUCCCAGUUCUGCAUCCAACUCAAAGACAUCGGUACAUCGGACUGUGUCUGCCAAUUCUCCCGUUGUUCUCACUUCCAUCAUACCGAUUGAACCAAAGAUGCAGGCCUCUGAGACUGCACUCACCAACAAACCUACAAGUAGCAAAUCCAGUUCGCCAUCAGUGACUCCUACAGACUCGCUGGACUCCUCAUCGUCGGAAUUACUCAUUCCGCUUGCUCGUUCACCCUCAGAUGAUCGUCAACCACGUUUUGUUUGAAUUUUUUUUUUUUUUUAAAUAUUUAUAAAUAUUUUUAAAGAAAAAAAGACAUCAUAAUAUAAAUAUAAACAAACAAAAAAAUAUAAAUAUAUUA
This is a messenger RNA of Octopus bimaculoides (California two-spot octopus), 5006 nucleotides long. Its product is annotated as rho GTPase-activating protein 45. Gene Ontology annotation, molecular function: GTPase activator activity. Gene Ontology annotation, biological process: signal transduction; activation of GTPase activity. The record is from RefSeq and is a predicted model, not a curated record. Lineage: Eukaryota; Metazoa; Mollusca; Cephalopoda; Octopoda; Octopodidae.